AUGUGGCUGAUAAACAGAAAACGUAACAAAACGAGCAGUUCGCCGGGACCCAGGAGAGGAGUGCUCCGCAGAUGGGUUCUCUCACCACGCCAGGAGAACCGCGCCCCAGCACCAGCGCCAGAGUGUAGAUCAGCGGAUUUCUUACUUCCAGCCCCAGCAAUACCAUUGGCGGUGGACCCUGAGACGCCAAAUCGAGGUCUGAAGAGUGCCCCAAGACCCAAAGAGCAUCGAAGCGAACGGCCUCCGAGACCUCAGAAUGAUCCAGAUAUGGAAUUCGUUCGUGUCCAAGCCAACAUGGCUUUGCUAAAAUUGGAUCUUGAAAACAGCGCUUCCAAAGUCCAUGCUGAGAUGUUGACCAGGGGCACGAUUGGUCGGAAUCCCGAAGGGAAAAUUGCCCCGGAGCAUCUCAACUCUGGAAUUUUUCAUUGGCAGCAUUUCGUUAAAACAUGUGGUAAUACGAACCGCUUAGCUCAGAAGCCUGAGCCCUUCUUUCAGUAUAAAUUAAAAAAUCUAGGCUUAAAAGAGUUGUUUGAAUUGGACUAUGAACUACACUCUUUCGCGAACGAGUUGGAUGUUCUCACACAAUGGUGGGAAACGGACUACCGUGAGUGGGUAAUCCACGACAUGGAGAUCCAAACUUUGGAGCGGGCUCUGCUUUUGCUGAGCGCCAAAAAGAAAAAAUCACAAGCUUACCUGGCUCGUACGGGAUUGCCACUUGCGAGAAGAAAGGCUAAGGAGGCGGGUCUAGUGAAGGCGGUAGACGAAUAUAAGCUACAGGUUGCGCAGCUGCAGGAGGAGAAUCGUUGGUUUGAGGAGAACAGUAAGCUUACGAGUGUAGUGGUGUCACAGUUUAAUAAGUUGCGUGUUGGGGCAGAAGCUGCCAAAAGUCGCAGAAAGCAACGAGAAGUGCUUCCGGUUGAUUUCACAUAUGAUUGGGAUGGGAUCGAUCUACCGAGCGUAGAUCACAUACCCUCAUGGUGGAAAAGUGAAAGCCCUCGUUGGUGGUUAACCCACGCAAUCAAAGAUAUCGAAAUGCGGUGGCAUGAACUAGAUGCAAGCCUCGAGGUGUGCGAAAUUGAGUUUGAGCAAUGUGUAACGCUGCGAAACGAAACGCGUUGCCAUUUAGAACUGCUGCUCGCAAGAAGUAAUAUGGAGAAGGAAAAUAAAGAUCGAGAAUCCAAGCAAGUAAAUGAGCUGGAUAGGGAGGUGUUACUGUUGCAAAAUCUUGUUAGAGCUUGGAAUCAAGAGCUCAAAUUAAGGGAUGGCAAGGGCAUCGAAUUGCGGAAACGUCACAAGCGGACCACAUCGCUCCUCGCAUUUGCGAAAGACAACUCUCACCAUGCUCAACUGAUGGAGAGCGACUGGGCGACGAUGGGAGGGAUUCCAAAAGAUGACGCUUUCCAUUACGUGUAUGUCUACACUAUCAUUAGUCUGCAAGCGUUUCGGUCGGACAUGCUUGAACAACUUCAGGAGGCUCUCGACCGCAAGGACUUUCCCCAUGACGCCAAACUCUGGAUUUUGGGUCGGAUUCGUAGCCACACGGAAGCUUUUACCGAUAGCCAGAAGUGGGUUUGUGAGUUGCCUCAUACGGAUAUUUUGCGCUAUACGGACAUUGUUGAGAACGCAAUCAUACGCCUAGCUGAGGAGUGGGACUCACUGUAUAAGAUAGUUGGUGAUGCAGAAGAAUGUCUCAAAAUUGCGGAAGAAUUCAUAGCUAGCCCUUUCCAACCUCUAACAAUGGCUGGAGAUAUUAACUUCGAUGCUGGUGAGUUGUCGAGUCCGGUGGUGGGAUCAAGUAGAUCAUUGGGGAAUGCCCAACCAGCCCACAAUUACCAAGAUGUCCUCAACGAAAUCGACAAUCGCGGGACCUCGAAAGGAGGUACUUUAGGAGAGUCUAUACAUGGUUUCUUCGUCAGUCCAGACAUUGCAUCCACCUUCCAGAGCAUGUCAGACACCCUUCUUGACGGAUUCAUUCAACUCGUCAACUCCCUAAUAUCCACAGAAUACCACUUUACAUCUCGAGAAAUUGUAGCCUUUCUUAAUCACUGCACAACCCUCCAAGAACUUUUCAAACUGGAUGGCAAGACUGUCAGUGCUCUCGAGGAUGGUUGGGAACUUGUGGAUGAGAUGCCGAUUGCAGGGCCACCGCGCAAUAUCACGCCACUCUCCCCUCUGGCUUACGAGUUUGGACGGUUCUUAGCCAGGAACCAAGAUGCGCUGCUGAAGGGUGUGGGACUCCCUAUCAAUGGGCCUCAUCGUGAUGUCUGGCAGGAUGAUGUUGUUGCAGUCCUUAGACGGCACUGUCCUUAUAGCUUGAGGCAUGAUUCGAGGCAUGGUUUGAGUGACGAUGCGAUUUUAAAUUUGCUGGAUGCGACUAGAGCGCAGGGAAAGUUUUUUAGAUGUUCCACCCCUGGCCAGCCCAUACUUCGGCGCAUCGAUAACGGAUGGCAUAUCGAUCCGGCCUCGGAGUUACCGCAACUGUUUGCUGAGCAGAAUGCAGAAAAGGAGUAUUUUAAACCUCUCCGACAACUGUUCAGGAGCUUCACAUUCAGGCAGGCGUUCAAAGAUGCAGAGUCUAACAAGAUCCCUGUAGAUAAUGUCGGAAGCUUAUACGAGUACUUCGAGGAUUGGUUAUAUAUCCACCAAGGGACUUCGAGGACGUUUGAGCAGGGAUGGGAAAGUAAAGAAGAUUUUGACGGGGUGGAAUACGACGAUGAAAUGAAUUUUGGGGCCUGUUUCGUGGUUGUUGAACCACAGGGGCCUUGGCCGUUCGUCAAAGUUUGGUUAGGUUCUUUUAAGCUUCUAUUUCAUGAAUUAUGUUGUAAUACAUGGGGAGAGUCCGGAUUUGCCGCUACUGCAUUAGGGGAUUUACGACCCGACCCGGCCACAUCCGCGCCCUGCUAUCAGCGAUCACCUAACGACCAGCCAGAAUUACCUCUCUCACCAGCUGUACCCGAAACUAUGACAUCGAAAUCCGUGAGAUCUCUCCACGAGUCCACGGGGAUGCACUUCUCACCAGCUGGCUUGGCCGCUAUACGAGAUGUUUACGUUUGCGCUAUUGCAUAG
This is a messenger RNA of Venustampulla echinocandica, 3066 nucleotides long. RefSeq lists its product as uncharacterized. The transcript has 6 exons. The coding region runs from base 1 to 3066 and encodes 1021 amino acids. The record is from RefSeq and is a predicted model, not a curated record. Lineage: Eukaryota; Fungi; Ascomycota; Leotiomycetes; Helotiales; Pleuroascaceae.